GCGGCCUCCGCUGCAUCGCGGGAAGAGCUCGAGCUCGCCGCGCUCCUUGAGGUUAGCGUGAAGGCCAAGGACGCAGACAAGGUGUUUGAGUAUAUGCACAAGCUGCGGUGAGCUAUCGGCUGUGUGACAAAGGAGAUCGCCAAGGGGGAGGGGUGGUUCUGGAGCUGGUAAGGCUGGUGACCCUCGACCUCUGCAUGACGCUGGCCCUAUCCCACGCCUCUGGAGGCCCUCGCAGCCGCUGGGAGCUGGGGGGCGUUCCUCCACAAAACCUUGAUCUGGAGCUUCGACAACGCAGGCCUCCAUGUUGGGCCGAGGAGGAGAAGAAGGGGAAGAAGGGGGGCACGUCGGGGGUGCUGGUCGAGCGUGCCAUCGAGGACGUUGAUGACGGCAGCAUGGGCGAGGCCGGGGAGGAGAUCAUGGUUGAUGCUUUACCGCCUGGAUUUGUUGACCUGGAACAAGAGGGUAAGGUGGAUGUGAGAACGGAAGCGCACGCCGUGGUGCAGGAUGUCGUGGUGUCCGAAGCACCUGAGGUGCCGGAACCAGAGGUGAAGAGUGAGGAGGUGGUGGUCCGGGACACAACCAAGGUGCAUCCUGUGCAUCAACCAGAGACGAAGGCCGAUGAGGUGCAGGUCAGGGAUACGGACAAGGCUGUUCUGGUGCAGGAAAUGGAAGCAAAGGGUGAGGUGUCACGGUUUCGUGAGGCAGCUGGUGCACAGACUACAGAGGUACAUAACAUUUCUUCUUGUUUACCAUCCAUCCCCAACAUUUUGAAGCUAUGA
Molecule: messenger RNA, 779 nt
Organism: Triticum aestivum (bread wheat)
Lineage: Eukaryota; Viridiplantae; Streptophyta; Magnoliopsida; Poales; Poaceae
Exons: 1
Coding region: 195-779 (194 amino acids)
Source: RefSeq, a predicted model, not a curated record